Messenger RNA from Centruroides sculpturatus (bark scorpion), 999 nucleotides. RefSeq names its product organic cation transporter-like protein. Gene Ontology annotation, molecular function: transmembrane transporter activity. Gene Ontology annotation, biological process: transmembrane transport. The transcript has 6 exons. The record is from RefSeq and is a predicted model, not a curated record. Bases 1 to 999 code for a protein of 332 amino acids. NCBI's taxonomy places the organism in Eukaryota, Metazoa, Arthropoda, Arachnida, Scorpiones, Buthidae. Gene Ontology annotation, cellular component: membrane.
AUGGAUACAACGAUAGAAAACAGGAACGGCUCGCCUGAAGAUGAGGAAACAGCGAAAGAAUUUCAAGACUUUACAGAUGUUAUCGGUACAUUUGGAAGAUGGCAGAAGAUUUUAUUCGGAGUAAUAACGUGGUCUGCCAUUGGUGUUACAUUAAACAAUUUAAAUUGGCCCUUCUUGGCGUACAAAGUGGAUUAUUGGUGCGCGAGAACACCGGAAUACAUGAACUUGACUGUGGAAGAGUGGAAAAAUAUCAGCGCACCUCUAGAGAUAAGAAACGGGAGAACAAUGCACAGUCGAUGCGAAGUAUACGAUAUUGACGAUACCAAAUACGGAAAGAACUUUUCAAAGAUUCCUUGUCGCUCGUGGGAAUACGAUCAUUCAAAAUACAAAAACAGUGUCAUUGAAAAGUGGAAUUUAGUUUGCGAAAGUUCUUGGUUGAGUUCUCUCGCUGGCUCUUCUUACUUCGUGGGAUACCUCGUGUCCGCUAUUGUAUCUGGUCAGAUAUCCGAUAGAUAUGGCAGAAGACCAGUGAUAAUAUCGGGACUCGCGCUUCAUAUAACCUUUGGAAUUCUUUGUUCAUUUUCUCCAUAUUACUGGAUGUUUACUGUAUCUCGUUUCUUUUUAUCUGCAGGAAAAACAGCCUAUGGUCUGACGUUUCUUACAUAUGUCAUGGAAGUAAUCGGACCAAGCUAUAGAGAAAAGGUACUAGUAAUUCAUUCCUUUUUUACAACCACGGGGACGCUUCUACUUACCGGAGUAUCUUGGUUUCUGAAAGAUUGGACUUAUAUUCAAUUAUGCGGCAUUUUGCCAUCUAUUAUAAUACUACUGCUCAUCAGUUGUAUACCGGAGUCUCCGAGAUGGCUGCUAACUCACGGUCGACUACGUAAAGCCAAAGACGUUAUACGUAACAUAAUGGAAAAGAACAAAAGACACACCGACGAUUUAUCCGAAAUUAUUGAAGAACUUUAUUGGAAAAUUAGAACGGUAAACGCAUUUUAA